CUGAGCACGAGCUACCACCCGUUCACAAUCCAACGAGUGCACCUGUGACGCAGGGCGGGUUCCACAGAUUACUGCAGAUUAUGGGUUGCGGGUCACCUAUUUGUGGGUUAUUUACAACAGAGAGUCUAGGUGCGAUGUCAUCACUUGAUAACCUAGAGACGCCUGCCACAAUUAGCAACCAACUGCUCAAUUUUUCGAAACCGGACGGCGCCUUUGAGAUUUAAAAUAUCCCUGGAGGGAUCUGUGCUAGCAGAUUGGCCAGCGGCAUCUUUCGAGGCCACUUCUCACUUGAAAUGACAGAGACUCUGACACCUAGAACCGAAGCGCGGCCUCAGCACACAAAACGGGCGCCCUCGGCUCUGAAGACCGGCUCGCCACGCAAGCCAUCCCGACGCGUAUCGUACGCCGCCGAGGAGCCUGCCAAAGCAGCCUCGUCGUUCACGCCCGCCCUUUCCGUCGCAUCAUCGCCAUGGUCGAGCAAGCUCCUCCUCACGCUCGACGGCGGAGGUAUUCGAGGCUACUCCUCGUUGAUCAUCCUUCGCACCCUGAUGAAGGAGGUCGCCGAGAUCGAGCAGCGUCAUGAGAAACCGGCCAUGUCCAGCGCGGAUACGGACCGGAUACCGCGGGGCUCGAUCCCUUCGCAUGUCUAUCGGGAGGGCCAAUAUCUGCCGUGCCACUACUUCGACUACAUAGCCGGAACAAGCUUCGGCGGUCUGAUAGCCAUCAUGCUGGGCAUGCUGGGCAUGAGUGUGAAGGACUGUAUCGACGAAUUCAACAACCAGCAGGAUAGCAUACCCCUAGCCAACUUCAGGCCCGCAAACCUCGAUUUCUCCCUCCUGCGCAGGAGGACAACUUGGCCACCGAAGAGGUCGAACAGUUUCUACGAGACCUUUGCCCGUUUCAGCGCGACGGCGACCGCCAAUUUGAACGCGAAGGCGGCUCCUGAACCGUCAACUCCAACUUCGACGUCUACGGUGGAGUCCGAGUUCAAGCAGGACUCUUUUCAAUGCCAAACGCUGGCAUGGUGCACCGAGAUCGAAAGCCGGAAGCCGUACGCGUUUUGCUCAUACGAGGACUACGAGAACGCCAACCGGGCGAUAUCGAUACCGGAGGUCGCAAAGGCCAUCACCGCCCCGACCUCGGCCCUGUUCAAGCCGUUCAAGCUCGGGGCGGCGCAUUUCGUGGACGGCAGCAGGCAGAUCCGCGACCCGACGCUCGAGGUCCUGAAGGAGAUCUCGGGCCUCCUGGAGAGCGACCACCCGGCCAUCGGCCUCGUGCUAAGCCUGGGCACCGACGAGCACCGCAGCUGGAUCUACGAGGUCCUGGGGAUAGGGUCGCAGUCAUCGUCAUCCUCGUCGCAGUCGUCCGGGAGAAAGUCCGCCGCCGCCGCCGCCCAGGUCGACGCCGAGGUCAGCAAGGAGAAGGGCCGGUCGUACCACGACUACCACCGGUUCGAGGUCCCCGACGUCCGCCUCGGCUUCCGCCGCAAGUUCUUCCUGCGCGAGAUCGAGGACUUCACCGCAAAGUGGCUCGCCGAGGGGACCAACAUGGCCGACAUCCGCCGCUACGCGGCCGCACUGGUCGAGAGCCGCCGGGCCAGGGCCGCGACCCCCGGCUGGGAGACGUUCGCCCUCGGCGCCAGGUACCUGUGCUUCCACGACGUCUGCCUGAACAAGGACACUGUCUUCGACAGCAGGGGUAAGUUCUACGGGCACCUGGACCGCAGCCACGGACUCUCCAAGGACAUGACCAAGAAGGGCAAGCAGGCCAUCGAGGCCGAGUUGGACAGGGGACGCAGGAUCGGGCAUGGGUUGGCGUUGUAACGUUGUUUGCCCCUUGGGGGAUGGAUGAUAUGAAGUUACGGUUUACUGGGGAAUGAUAAUGCAAUGGUUUGCAGCUGCCCUUGGGGCCAUUACAGCGAGGGAGUUUCGG
Messenger RNA from Phialemonium atrogriseum, 1932 nucleotides. RefSeq names its product acyl transferase/acyl hydrolase/lysophospholipase. Lineage: Eukaryota; Fungi; Ascomycota; Sordariomycetes; Cephalothecales; Cephalothecaceae. Gene Ontology annotation, biological process: arachidonate metabolic process. The record is from RefSeq and is a predicted model, not a curated record. The coding region runs from base 294 to 1823 and encodes 509 amino acids. The transcript is spliced from 2 exons. Gene Ontology annotation, cellular component: membrane.